Messenger RNA from Cylicocyclus nassatus, 2259 nucleotides. NCBI's taxonomy places the organism in Eukaryota, Metazoa, Nematoda, Chromadorea, Rhabditida, Strongylidae. The record is from the annotation of a GenBank genome assembly.
AUGUCAAUAACAAACUUUACUUCAAAGAACAACGCUGACUUUGGCAGCGUACAGAUAAAUGCUUCAUGGGAUAACGAAGGUGCGAACAACUAUCUGCUGUAUCGGAAAGAAGGCGGCGAUUGGGAACUCGUUCUCUCUGGCGAGUUCAGCGGAAUCAACAGUAUUGUGGUUCACGAUGUUACAGCGUUGAGCGGGAGCGAAUACCAGUACAGAUUUUCUGUAAGGGACAGCGAUACAACCCUCGCGACAAGCACGACAAUCACACAGAAAUGUGCGUUUGACGGAAUCGUUAUCUCUGACAACACCGGAACUUGGCAUUCUGCAUUUGGCACAAAGGAGAACGACUUCAAAAUCAACGUCAAGAAGAACAUCUCCGUAGGAUAUGUGAAGCCUCUUGCCGGCAAGUAUCCUCACCGCAUCGUCAACGCUCAAACCAACUAUACUACAGGAACCGUAACUGGCCUGUUUGUUAACAGCAAUAACGGAUGCCCAGACUUUUCUAAUUCCACCAUGUAUAGGGACGCCUUUGUUGAGUUCCUGUGCAACGGGAAAAAGAAACUGCUCAAGACGGGAAAAGGGCGGGCGUAUGUUGUGAGCAUCGACAACAACCCUGAGGAGAAUUACAACUCCAUUGACGAGCUGACGACAGUCACAUUCUCUUGGACAGAAAUAGAGUCAGCUUUCACGAAUAAGUAUUCACACGAAAGUCCUGUGUGGGGUGAUGGCCACGAAGAUGAUAUUGAAGGCGAUGUGAUCAACAUAUCGUUUGGCAUAGACUCUUCGUCAGAUAUAAGACGAUCUUCCACUGUAACGCUCGGCCUUGGCGACACAAGAUUUGCAAGCGAAGAAUUUGAGAUCGGCUGGCUAAACAGGAUCGUGCAAAUCAGUCUGGCCAUCGAUAACGGUGUUAUGUCUGCCGGCUUCACUCAUGGAGAGCUUGCGGCAUUUACAAACGAGUGGAUGGCUGAACACACAAACGCGUGGCUGCGCGGCAAGGACUACACAUACUUUAUUCUUGGUUCCAUGCUUCUGACGCAGGACGGCUAUUCUUUUGAUGCGGAAAACAACACGCUCGAACUGAGCCUUGUUGAUUUGAUGGCAAUGGGAACGGCGGCAAGAGGUAGCCAGAUCGGAACUCCUGUAAAGAUUGAAUACGAGGCAAAUAUUAAGGCCGCGCUUGAGGCGGUUGCGGCGAGAUAUAUGAAAUGCAAAUCUACUGAUAUCGACGAGUUUCCCGAUGUUAUUCCGUUUGAUCAGGAGUUUGGCUCUGGCGCAUACGCAUACGAUAUACUGUCUCAAGUCAUCGGCUUAUUCCCAACAUAUGAGCAGUAUUUUGACAGCGACGGCAUAUACCAUGUUCAUGCUAUCCCGAUGCAUGUAGACGAGGAUGUUCUGCUUGAUGAAACAGUAAUGGAUGAGAUUAUCAUUUCAGAGAAAAGGGCGCUCAAUAUUUCUGAUAUCAAGAACUCUACCGAGAUUUGGGGCAGAGAACUGACAUCGGACUACAGCGCCGUUUCGUCCUCAUAUGAUGCCGGAACAAACACAUACACCAUAGGAUUUUUGGCAAGCCUUCAGAAUGUGGAGGCGCAGGCGAUGUAUGCGUUUACCGUCCCUUAUCCUAAUCUCGCGAAGCCGUAUGUGAAGAUCCCGGUGCUGGGCGAUGAUCUGGUUACAACUGUAUAUGAGACCAUUGAGAUAUGCGAUGGGAAUGGAAACGAACUUAAGGCGAACGCACUGUCUAUGGGCAUCAACUAUGUGUUCCUGUGCAUCAUAGACCCGACGACGCUGGAAAAGAAAUUCAUCCUUCAGGGUGAGCGACUUAUCCAUGUGAUUGUCAGGGAAAUGAACGGUGAACCGACUGCGUCUGAAAUACAGAGAGAUAAGGAACUGAAUGACUGCCGCGAUAUCUUCUAUGUCGUGAACCCUGAGAACCCGUAUGCGUGUGACAGAAACGGAUACUCCAUUGAGUACGGAGAAAUCAGGCAAGUGCUUGAAGGCGGAGACUACUCAUACAUUUACACGACGCAGCUUGCAUAUGAGCGCGGCAAAUACGAGAACUACCUGCGCACGAGACUGAACACUGAUGUGGAACUUACAACUGUGCUUAUUCCGUUCAUCGAUGUGAAUAAGAAAAUACAAUAUACUUCUCCGAUCACCGGCGAGGUACAUCAGUAUCUGAUCAAGUCUGUCGAUUUUGAUAUACUGAAUUUUACGAUGACCAUGAAGCUCUCGCGCUUCUAUAACUACUAUCCGUUUUGA